AAAACUUAGCUUUCCAAAAGGAGUUGAAACCCACCUGGACUUACAACCCACCCCACCCAGGUUACCGUUCGCGCCAUGCCAAAGAAAAAAGGUAAUGCUGCGGGGCAUGGUUCGGUUGUAUUUGGUAUUCCCAGUCCUGACACCUACCGGGUGCAAGGCGCAGUGUCAGUUCUCCCUGUCUGCUUGCCGCUGGACCUGCGAGUGUGAGCUCGGGAGGGGCGCAGGGAACUCACUGCUCUUUCCCAAGGGGGACGUCGGGGUGGACCCCACACCAUUUUUGUAGCAGCUCCUGUGGGAGGAAGUGAGCUUUCGCGAUAGAGAUGUGUAAGGAGACCUCGCUGCGCGCUUCCUCGACUUGGCAGAUGGAUCCUCCUUGACCUUCCCGGGACGUUUUGAGCAGUGCUUAACUUUCAAGGGCUACCUUAAUGACCUCGUACUUAAGUAGGUGUUUUUAUGGGCUGUUAAGAGUAUCGUUGAACACAGGCCUUUUUCCUUCUAAACGGUGGGUGGACCUUGCAACACUCUGAGGUUUCAUCUUCAGCGGCUUAUGCUACUCCAGCCCUUCACAGAUUUUAAUACUCGUUUCCCAAAACUUGACUUGUUCCCUGUUUUAGCAAACUUUCACAUUCUUUUCCGAUAAUGGAUAUUGUGCGAGUGAAGACGAAGAGGUUCCUUAGUUCCACAGUUAGAUGUUCACAAUUGGAUUCGACAGGAAAGGAGGUAAAAACAGGCGCAGAGGUAAGAAUGAAAAUGAAUCUGAAAAGAGAGAGCUGGUAUUUAAAGAGGAUGGGCAAGAGUAUGCACAGGUAAUCAAAAUGCUGGGAAAUGGACGAUUAGAAGCAAUGUGUUUUGAUGGUGUCAGGAGGUUAUGCCACAUCAGAGGAAAACUGAAAAAAAAGGUUUGGAUAAACACCUCAGAUGUUAUAUUGGUUGGUCUACGAGACUAUCAGGAUAAAAAAGCUGAUGUAAUUUUGAAGUAUAAUGCAAAUGAAGCUAGAAGCCUGAAGGCAUACGGAGAGCUUCCAGAACAUGCUAAAAUCAAUGAAACGGACACAUUUGGUCCCAGAGAGGAUGAUGAAAUCCAGUUUGAUGAUGUCGGGGAUGAUGAUGAAGACAUUGAUGAUAUCUAAGCUGAACCCAAUGUGUUAUAUCCCGAGUAUUCUCAGGGUCGUUCUACAUUCGGGAUCUUGGUCGUCAGCUGUUAAGAGUAAGACUUCAUUUAGCUUGCCAAGGAAAGCAGAUUGGUUUGUUUGCAUUUUAAAAAGUAUUUGUUAUAUUUCUUUGAAGACUGAAGAUGUUGUGUUAACUGACAUGUGAAAACAUAGAUGUAAUGCUACCAUGUGCACUGAUAAACCAAUACUUCAUUUCUAGUAAACGAAUGCCAUCACUCAGUUGUUUCCCUUGUGACCAGAAUGGAUUUUAGCCGCUUUCAGAACCGUUAUGUUCUAAUU
Messenger RNA from Castor canadensis (American beaver), 1451 nucleotides. The record is from RefSeq and is a predicted model, not a curated record. Lineage: Eukaryota; Metazoa; Chordata; Mammalia; Rodentia; Castoridae.